Aspergillus versicolor CBS 583.65 is the source of this 1701-nucleotide messenger RNA. Its product is annotated as putative G2/M phase checkpoint control protein Sum2. NCBI's taxonomy places the organism in Eukaryota, Fungi, Ascomycota, Eurotiomycetes, Eurotiales, Aspergillaceae. Gene Ontology annotation, molecular function: mRNA binding. Gene Ontology annotation, biological process: P-body assembly; cytoplasmic stress granule assembly. Bases 1 to 1701 code for a protein of 566 amino acids. Gene Ontology annotation, cellular component: P-body. The transcript is spliced from 4 exons. The record is from RefSeq and is a predicted model, not a curated record.
AUGGAUAUGAACCAUUUAAUAGGUCAACGCUUUAACUUGAUCUCAAAGAGCGAUAUUCGCUAUGUCGGUACUUUACAUGAGAUCAACCCCGAAGCUUCGACGAUCGCUCUCCAGAAUGUCGUGUCGUUCGGAACUGAAGGCAGACGAGGCAACCCUGCCGAAGAAUUACCCCCAUCCAACAGUGUCUAUGAAUACAUUGUCUUCCGCGGAAGUGAUGUAAAAGAUAUCAGCGUUGCGGAGGAUACGAAGGAGAACGCACAGCCCGAACCUCCUCAGAUGCCAGAUGACCCGGCCAUCCUAGGGAGCGCCCCUCGUCCAGGUCCAGCUCCCGGUCCAGGCCCUCAAGGCGCCCCUCCCCAGCCGCAACAACCACCCCAGCAACCGCCUCAACAACCGCCUCAAGGACCCCCUCCAGGACCCCAAGGACCUUCAGGACCUCGACCCCCACCUCCAGGAUAUCCUCAACAGCCGCAGUUCCAAAACUUUUACUCUCCAUAUGGGCCCCGAUAUCCCCCCUUCCCGCCUGGCCCUGGCUACCCGCCGAUGCCAUAUGGAGCUCCUCCGGGCUGGUACCCUCCACCCGGUCAAGGCUUCCCCCCUGGCCCGGGAGGCCCAGGAGGCCCAGGACAGUUCCCUCCCCAGGUGCCAAUCGGACCUGCAGGCCAGCACCAAACUCCACCUGCUCAGCGGGCCAUUCCAACAGGACCCAAAGCAACUUCCGAGCUGCCCGUUGGUGAUCACCCCAAGAGCAAGCCACCUGUCCAGGAGACGAUUCCUCCACCUACCGCGCCGGCUGAAAGCGCACCAACCCCACCCGUUGAGUCCAAGCCUUCCGUGGCGGAAGCUGUGAAGGCAACUGCGUCUCCUGCCGAGAGAGCUCCUCCGACUGGGCCCCGGGGAGGACGCGCACCACCUGCCAUUCCGAUGACUUCUGCGAGACCGGCAGCCAACGCGCCUCUAGCUCCCGCCGGUGCGAAUAACGUGACCCAAGGCACUGCUCAAGCCGCUAUCACUGAAGCAACACGUGCGGCUACGGCUGCUGUUGCCGCUGCUAUGGCCAAGCUACCCCAACCGAAUGGACAAAAGAAGCCUCAGCAAGCAGAUGCUUCCGUGGAAGGUGUCACCAGACAGCUAGGUGAGAUGAAGCCUUAUGACGGCAACCGUGUUCCUCGUGGGGGUCAGCAUUCUCGCGGUCGUGGCGGCCACAGAGGCCAGCACCAACAAGCGCAGGGAAAUAAGAAGAUGGAGGUCCCCAAGACUGAUUAUGACUUUGCAACUGCCAAUGCAAAGUUCAACAAGCAAGAUUUAGUCAAGGAGGCCAUUGCCUCUGGUUCUCCUGUUCAGGAGGUUGAAUCUCCUUCGCAGGUGACUAGCACGUCCGAACUCGACCCGACCACUCAAACAGCAAACGUGUACAACAGGACGACAUCAUUCUUCGACAACAUCUCGAGUGAGUCCCGUGACCGUGAAGAAACUACCGGUGCCCGAGCCGGUGGCCGGGAAUGGCGCGGUGAGGAGGAAAAGCGGAACAUUGAGACCUUCGGCCAGGGCAGUGUUGAUGGAUACCGAAGCAGCCACCGGGGCCGUGGCAGAGGCCGUGGUUAUGGUCGCGGCAGGGGUGGCUACGGUCGUGGCUAUGGUUCCCGAGGCCGCGGAGGCCGCAACAUGUCGCAGUCGACCGGCGUCCCAACUGCGAACUAG